AUUAUAUUCCAUCAUAAACGUGUUACAUUACUUGUAUUUAUUAUCACUGUGAAUGUGUUAAGAGCAAACCACUUACAUUCUCUUCCAUCGAGCAGAAAGUAAAGUUUCUCUUGAACAUGGAUUAUUUCCUUUUCAUUGCUCUCACUUUCAUGUUGAGCUUCCAUAUUCAUUUUACUCAAGGAAGUGAACUGGUCCCUACCGAAACAAGCAGUUCAAAAAUAUACAUUAUUCAUGUGAAUGAGCCAGAGGGUAAGAUGUUUUCUCAAUCAGAAGAUUUAGAAAGUUGGCAUCAUUCAUUCAUGCCACCUACUGUUAUGACCUCUAAGGAACAACAACCACGAAUGAUUUAUUCAUAUAGAAAUGUGCUGAGUGGUUUUGCUGCAAGACUGACUCAAGAAGAGCUGAGAGCUGUGCAGCAGAAAAAUGGCUUCAUUUCAGCUCAUCCCGAAAGGAUGCUACGUCGUCAAACAACACAUACACCAGAUUUCUUGGGGUUGCAGCAAGAUAUUGGAUUAUGGAAGGACUCAAAUUUUGGAAAGGGAGUAAUUAUUGGUGUUCUGGAUUCAGGAAUCACACCUGAUCAUCCUUCAUUCAGUGAUGCAGGAAUACUACCGCCACCGCUCAAAUGGAAAGGGAGAUGUGAACUUAAUGGUACAGCAUGUAACAACAAACUAAUUGGAGCAAGGUCCUUUAACAAUGCAGCUAAGGCAAGGAAAGGAGAGAAGGGUGAGGCGCCGAUUGAUGAGGAUGGACACGGGACUCACACAGCAAGUACAGCGGCUGGUGCUUUUGUGGACAAAGCACAAGUACUGGGAAAUGCCAAAGGUACAGCAGCAGGGAUGGCUCCUCAUGCUCACCUAGCAAUUUACAAAGUGUGCUUUGGAGAAGACUGUCCGGAGAGUGAUAUACUAGCGGCAUUAGACGCAGCUGUGGAGGAUGGUGUGGAUGUAAUAUCGAUAUCGCUUGGUCUAAGCCAGCCGCCUCCAUUUUUUAAUGACAGCACUGCUAUAGGGGCUUUUGCAGCAAUUCAAAAGGGAAUCUUUGUAAGUUGUGCAGCAGGAAAUUUUGGCCCUUUUGAUGGUUCACUGGUUAAUGGAGCUCCAUGGAUUCUCACUGUUGGAGCAAGUACUAUUGACAGAAGCAUUGUUGCAACAGCAAGGCUUGGAAAUGCGGAAGAAUUUAAUGGUGAGUCUGUUUUCCAGCCUUCCAAUUUUUCUCCAACAUUGUUGCCCUUGGCAUAUGCAGGAAAGAAUGGAAAACAAGCAUCGACAUUUUGUGCUAAUGGAUCAUUGAGUGACAUUGAUUUCAGAGGCAAGGUUGUUUUGUGUGAGAGGGGAGGGGGUAUAGGAAGAAUUGCCAAAGGAGAGGAAGUAAAAAGAGCAGGUGGUGCAGCCAUGAUUCUGACAAAUGAUAAAAUCAAUGGUUUCAGUCUCUCAGCUGAUGUACAUGUCCUACCAGCAACACAUGUAAGCUAUGCAGCUGGACUAAAAAUCAAGGCCUACAUAAAUUCCACUGCAACACCAACAGCAAACAUUUCAUUUAAAGGAACGAUUAUUGGAAACUCGCUAUCGCCAGCCGUUGCAUCGUUCUCUUCAAGAGGUCCUAACUUACCAAGUCCUGGUAUAUUAAAACCAGAUAUCAUAGGACCAGGUGUGAACAUCCUAGCUGCAUGGCCAUUCCCUCUGAAUAACAACACCAAUUCAAACCUCAAUUUCAACAUUAUGUCUGGAACAUCAAUGUCAUGCCCACAUCUUAGUGGCAUUGCUGCUUUGCUUAAAAGCUCUCAUCCUCAUUGGUCACCAGCUGCUAUAAAAUCUGCCAUAAUGACUUCUGCAGACACACUAAAUUUAAGAAACAAACCCAUUGUUGAUGAAAAACUUCAGCCUGCAAAUCUCCUUGCGACCGGUUCGGGCCACGUGAAUCCAUCAAAAGCAAAUGAUCCUGGAUUGGUAUAUGAUAUCCAACCUGAUGAUUAUAUACCUUAUCUCUGUGGUUUAGGCUACAGUGAUGUGGAAGUUGGGAUCAUUGCACACAAGACCAUUAAAUGCAGUGAGACUUCAAGCAUUGCUGAAGGAGAGCUUAACUACCCUUCAUUCUCUGUUGUGCUUGGUUCUUCACAGACAUUCACAAGGACAGUGACAAAUGUAGGUGAGGCCCACUCAACUUAUGGUGUCACAGUUUCGGCACCAAAAGGGGUUGAUGUGAAGGUCCAGCCAAAAAAGCUUAUCUUUUCAAAAGCCAACCAGAAAGAAACAUAUUCAGUGACAUUCAACCGUAUAGGGUUGGGUAAUAAGACAGAAGAAUAUGCUCAAGGAUUUCUAAAAUGGGCAUCUGCUAAACACUCUGUCAGGAGUCCUAUCUUGGUCAAAUUUGCAUAGAAUAAUAGUGUAACCAAGCAACAACUUGUACUACCAGACAACAAGUUUAAUACUAAGAAAAUAAUAGGAGAAUCUGUCAACAAAAGGAUCACCCUAAAAUGAUCAUCUUGUGGCUACUGAUAAAGAAUCAAAUCAUAUUCCAAUUAUUUAGAA
Messenger RNA from Cicer arietinum (chickpea), 2531 nucleotides. Its product is annotated as subtilisin-like protease 4. Lineage: Eukaryota; Viridiplantae; Streptophyta; Magnoliopsida; Fabales; Fabaceae. The record is from RefSeq and is a predicted model, not a curated record. Gene Ontology annotation, biological process: proteolysis. Gene Ontology annotation, molecular function: serine-type endopeptidase activity.